Mercenaria mercenaria is the source of this 3987-nucleotide messenger RNA. RefSeq names its product phosphoenolpyruvate carboxykinase, cytosolic [GTP]-like. Gene Ontology annotation, molecular function: manganese ion binding; phosphoenolpyruvate carboxykinase (GTP) activity; GTP binding. Lineage: Eukaryota; Metazoa; Mollusca; Bivalvia; Venerida; Veneridae. Gene Ontology annotation, biological process: response to starvation; propionate catabolic process; cellular response to glucose stimulus. The coding region runs from base 452 to 2401 and encodes 649 amino acids. The record is from RefSeq and is a predicted model, not a curated record. Gene Ontology annotation, cellular component: cytosol; mitochondrion. The transcript is spliced from 8 exons.
ACAACUGAAGCGCAGUUUUAACUUUGUUGUGCGUUUCAGUUUGAAUUUUUUUAUUUAAUUUGUCUAACAUUUAAAUUUUAGCGUUAAUCAACUUAAUAUUAGGAUUUUGGGUAUUUUCCGGAUCCCGAUCAGCUGUUUCUUUCAAGGGCAAGGUCAUUUUCUCGUCCAAUGAAUUUUACGCUUUUAGCGACCUUGACUUUAAUUUGUGUCUAUCCAAUGAAUAAACAACCUGACUGACACACCUUUCACUAAGAUAAAAAGUAGUUUUCCUCGGCUAUCUAUCUGUCGCCGUUAAUUGACGAGCGUGGACGGAUUUAGUUCAAAUUGCAACUUUCAAUUUAAAAGUAUUUUCUGGUUAAAAUUUACUGACGUUUGCUUUUUUUUUCGGUGAGACUUUUAUGUGUAAAUAAAAUAUCACUCCGCAGCCACAUCACUCAAUACCGGCGAAGCCAUGGUUGGUGUUUCGAGAAUUCUACGGUUUGCCUCUCAUUAUCUGAAGGAGGCAGCAUCUUCUGCUAAAUAUGCGAGCAAGAUAGAUCCACAGAGGCGGUAUGAUAUUCUCUAUGGGAAUAUAAACAGACUGCCGAGCAGGGUUCGAUACUUUGUGGAGGAAAACGCCAAAGUGUGUCAGCCUGAUGCCGUGCAUAUCUGUGAUGGCUCGGAGAAAGAAAGAGAACUGUUGUACUACAUUCUGCAGCGUGAUGGGACCAUUAGACCUCUUCCAAAAUAUGAAAACUGUUGGUUAGCGAACACAGAUCCGGCUGAUGUCGCCAGAGUUGAAAGUCGCACGUUUAUCUCUACGCAUGAGAAAUAUGACACAGUACCACAUACAAAGGAGGGAGUGAAAGGAACGCUAGCAAACUGGAUGUCACCAGAGGACAUGGAGACAGCUCUAGAUGCGAGGUUUCCCGGCUGCAUGAAAGGUCGCACCAUGUACGUGAUACCAUUCAGUAUGGGUCCAGUUGGUUCUCCCUUGUCAAAGAUUGGUAUCCAGCUCACAGACUCUGCUUAUGUUGUUGCCAGUAUGGGAGUUAUGACACGGAUGGGCUCAAAAGUUAUAGAUACGUUGAAGGAUGGAGAGUUCAUUAAAUGCCUACAUUCCGUUGGUCGACCUAUUACCUCAGCAAGUAGUGCGGAAGUUGUGAAGAAUUCUUGGCCGUGUAAUCCAAAGGAAACCAUCGUAGCUCAUUUACCAGAAAGGAAUGAAAUCUGUUCAUUUGGAAGUGGUUACGGCGGGAACUCAUUGCUCGGGAAGAAAUGUUUUGCUCUCAGGAUAGGCUCAAUUCUUGCCAGACGAGAGGGCUGGUUCGCCGAACACAUGUUGAUCAUGGGUGUGGAAAAUCCAAAGGGAGAAAAGAAAUAUUUUGCAGCAGCAUUUCCAAGUGCAUGUGGUAAAACAAAUCUAGCAAUGAUGGAGCCUACAUUACCAGGAUACAAAGUUACCUGUGUAGGCGAUGAUAUUGCAUGGAUGAGAUUUGAUAAGAAUGGUCAGUUGCGUGCAAUCAACCCAGAAGCUGGCUUCUUUGGUGUUGCACCAGGCACUUCCAUGAAAACCAAUCCUAAUGCCAUGAGAACCAUAGAAAAGAAUACAAUAUUUACAAAUGUGGCGAGUACGAGUGAUGGAGGUGUGUACUGGGAAGGCAUGGAAGAGGAGCUUCCUGAUAAUGUAUCCACCACCUCGUGGCUCGGAGUCCAUGACUGGCAUAAGUCCAUGGGAAAACCUGCGGCUCAUCCAAAUUCACGAUUUUGUACACCUGCUAGUCAGUGCCCAAUUAUUGACGAUCAAUGGGAGAGUCCAGAAGGUGUUCCGAUAGAAGGUAUCAUAUUUGGUGGACGCAGACCAGAGGGUGUGCCUCUCAUUUAUGAGGCAUUUGACUGGCAGCAUGGAGUGUUUCUAGGAGCUGCACUGAAAUCCGAAGCUACAGCGGCGGCAGAGCAUAAAGGAAAGGUAGUGAUGCAUGAUCCAUUUGCGAUGCGACCGUUCUUUGGAUACAAUUUUGGACACUAUCUCGACCAUUGGUUGAGUUUCCAGGAAAACCCAAAGUGUAAAUUACCAAAAGUCUUUCACGUGAACUGGUUCAGAAAGGGCUCAAGUGGAUUUCUGUGGCCAGGGUUUGGAGAAAAUUCUCGUGUAUUGGACUGGAUUUUCCGACGUGUGAAUGGUGAAGACUGUGCCGUGAAAUCGGCUGUAGGUUACAUUCCAAAAGAAGGCUCAAUUGACUUGUCAGGUCUGAAAGAGGACGUCAAUAUGAAUGAGUUAUUCAACUUGCCAAAGGACUUUUGGCAAAUGGAAGUGAAAGAACUGGGCAAAUAUUUCGAGGAGCAGGUUGGUGAAGACCUCCCACCAAAAAUACAGCAAGAACUGAAGAAAUUGGAACAGAGAGUUAACACAGAGUUAUAGUUGAAACUGAAAAAAGAUGCAGUAUCUGAUUGAUGCAGGACAAGUUAAAAUAGGACCAAUAUGUGUCUUGACUGUUUGCAAUACUUCUGUGUUCACAUUUCAUUAGAAGUUGAGCGUAUGUAAAAUGAUCAACUAUCGGGGCAACUGAACUUUCCGCGGAAAAUGAACUUAUUUGGGAAACAAAUCGUUCUAUAUUGUUAUUUUAUGUAGCUUGCUUUUACUAGAUAACAUUUUUAUCACGGUAUUUUAUAUGUAAAUAGUCAUUUUGUUAGAAAAGGUUACGUUGAAUACAUCUUAGAGGCAUUUAGAUGUGGGUGUUACUUUUUUCCAUUCCAUAUAAAGCAUUGAAAUAGUUUCCAUGAAGCUGAGUAAAUGGGAAAUGAUUUAAUUAUUUUCACGUAUUGAGGAAUACGUAGAUGUUACUUUUUAUUGUUGGUUUCAUUCUUUUGGUUUGAGAACAGUUUAAAAUUAAUUUAUUAACUUUGGGUAUACUGUAAGGAUGUUACAAAUUUCUGGGUUUUUUGUGUUUUUUUUUUUAAAGUUUAUUUUAUAAAGGUGUAAACACAUGCACACCCAUAAAUGUGUGUAAGAUUUUGGUGUAGAAAAGUAUUAGGGGUUAUAAUUUAUACCUAGUAGUGAACAUUAAUAUAUUUCAUAUUGUGUUAAUCUAUGUUCUUAAAGUAUGAUUGUACUUGAGUACAAGCCAUAAUCUGGGUCUCUUGUAUGUAUGAUACAUGUACCCAGCGUAUUGAUCUGUGAUACUGUGAAGGUCUAUUAAAUGUACGAUGUCGCAUUAAAAGGGAUCAUUUGUGUAAAACUCGUUGAACUACGCAGUUUUUUUAUUUUUUUUUAGAAAAUGUUAUUUGGUUAAAGAAAAUGUAUACUGUGCAAGUACAAUAGAAUAACUACAUAAAGAACAAACAGAAUAACUACAAUAUAAAAUGGUUUUCUCUGAAGAGACUGCUCAAAACAUUUAUUUAACUAGUCCCUUUUAAGGUGGUUGUUCACAAAUCAUAUUAACAUAAAGGCUAGUUUUCAUCAGUAUUAAGUUUUCAUUUAUAUUAUGUAAAUUUUCUGUUUUUAAUAGACAUUCUUUGCAUUUCUGAUAAAUCAUGCUUUUAAUGUUCAUUCUAAAAUCAUGCUUUUAAUUUUCCAUUCUAAAAUCAUGUUUAAAAAUGAUUGCAUUUUAUCCUCUUUUUUUUAUGAUUUUUUUUCUCUCCUUUUUAGACAACUAUCAUUAUUUCUAAUGAAUUAUGCCUUAAUUGUUUAUUUCUAUAGUAGAUAAUUGAAUUUUGUAUAAAAAACACGCAUUUUAUUUUUGUUGUUUUAAGUGGGCAUCAUAUCAUAUAUUAUCUUUGUUUUAUUCUUAUAUUCCAUAUUAUGAUCUCAGUCAGCUGAACAUCUAUCGUAGAUUAUAUUAAUACACCUUAAUGUUCUUCAAAUAUUGCAAUGUAGGCAUAAGAUUUUUGUAUCUGACAAAUUUUUAUAUUUGUUUAGUUUUAUAAAAAUCAACUUGUUGUAUAUUCGUAUAUUGGGUCGAUGUUCAGGUAAUCUGAACUAAAUAAAGAAAUGUUUUAAAUUUGAAA